CGCUGCGCAAGGCUGCUUGUUGUUCCCGCAGAGAGGCGAGAAGAUGGCGGCCGUGUCAAGCGGAGGUGCUGCUGGGUCCGCUGCGGCCGGGAUUACGCACUCUGCCCGACCGACCCACGCAGGCAUGGGCUCCCAGAACCGAGCCCAGCCAUCCUCGGGGAUCACCCACUCCGGUCGUACCAGCACGGCCGCUGGGUGCAUCACCAACCCUGGUCACACUUCAGUCACCAGGCCCCCCCCAGCCCGAGUGGGCCACUACGAAAUCGAGCGGACUAUCGGCAAGGGGAAUUUCGCGGUUGUUAAACUAGCCACACACAUCAUUACCAAAGCAAAGGUGGCUAUAAAAAUAGUGGAUAAAACCCAGCUGGACGAUGAAAACCUGAAAAAGAUCUUCAGAGAGGUGCAAAUCAUGAAGUUGCUGAAGCACCCCCACAUAAUCCGCCUCUACCAGGUGAUGGAGACUGAGAGGAUGAUCUAUCUGGUAACAGAGUACGCUAGCGGUGGAGAGAUAUUUGACCACCUGGUAGCUCAUGGGCGUAUGGCAGAAAAGGACGCCAGGAAGAAGUUCAAACAGAUCGUGGCAGCAGUCCAUUUCUGUCACUGCCGCAACAUUGUCCACAGAGACCUGAAGGCUGAGAAUCUGCUGCUGGACCACAACCUCAACAUCAAAAUCGCAGAUUUUGGCUUCAGUAACCUGUUUUCUCGAGGACAGCUGUUGAAGACAUGGUGUGGCAGUCCUCCCUAUGCCGCACCAGAACUCUUUGAGGGCAAGGAGUAUGACGGACCUAAAGUAGAUAUAUGGAGCUUAGGUGUGGUGUUAUACGUUUUGGUGUGCGGCGCCCUGCCUUUUGACGGCAGCACUCUUCAAAAUUUGCGGGCACGUGUCCUCAGUGGCAAGUUCCGCAUUCCCUUCUUCAUGUCCACAGACUGUGAGUACUUGAUCAGACACAUGUUAGUGCUGGACCCCAGCAGACGGUUGAGCAUGGAGCAGAUCUGUAAGAACAAGUGGAUGAGACUAGGAGAUCCGGACCCAGACUUCGACAGGUUGAUAGCGGAGUGUGAGCAGGUGAAAACGGAGCGAGAGACGGAGCUCAUCAAUGAGCAGGUGCUGAUAGCCAUGUGUGAGAUGGGCCUGGACCGAGAGCGCACGCUUCAGUCCCUACAAACAGAUGCAUACGAUCACUACAGUGCCAUCUACAGUUUGCUGGCGGAUCGCCUAAAGAAACACAAGACCCUGCGUGUUGCCCCGCCCACACCGCGCUCCAUUACCUAUCCCAUUAACGCUGUCCAGACAGAUCCGCAGGGUAAUCCUGUUAGCAUGACCGUUCCCCAUGUCCAGCUCAUCAACCCAGAGAACCAGAUUGUUGAGCCGGAUGGCAGCAUGGCUCUGGACAGUGAUGAAGGGGAGGAACCAUCUCCCGAGGCCAUGGCUCGUUACCUUUCGAUGAGGCGGCACACUGUGGGAGUACCAGACCAAAGGACAGAGAUGCAGGAGGACCUCCAGAAAAUGCCACCAGGUUUCCCUCGCGGUGCAGUGCCCCAGCCUCCAUUCCCCCCACUGGCCCCCAUUAUGGGCCAAAUGCACACUCUCAUGCCCACACAGAGCUUGCAGCCCACACAGCAGCUGGAGUACAAGGAGCAGUCGUUGCUGCAGCCACCCACCCUGCAGCUGCUUAAUGGCAUGGGGCCUCUUGGUCGAAGAGCUUCCGAUGGUGGGGCCAACAUUCAGCUACACGCUCAGCUCCUCAAGAGGCCCCGGGGGCCCUCACCACUUGUCACCAGCCCGCACCCUAUCCCUGCAGUAGCUCCGGUGGAUGAGGAGGGUUCAGAUGGAGAGCCAGACCAAGAGGCGGUACAGAGGUACCUGGCGAACCGCUCCAAGCGGCACACGACGCACGUGCUCACGAGCACAUCGCAUGGCGAGCCCUCGGCAGAGUCGCAGCGGCUCCAGGGCCUCCGCCAGAGGGGGGGCUGGGCCCCCGACACACACACCCGAUCCAGCUAUAAGGACUGUAACACCCUUCAUCUCCCCAUGGAGCGCUUCUCACCUGUCAGACGGUUUUCUGAUGGCGCAGCCACCAUCCAGGCCUUCAAGGCUCAUCUAGAGAACAGCAGCCUCAUUAAACAACUCAAACAGGAGUGUGAGCAGCUCCAGAAAAUGUAUGCUGCCCAGCAGGAUGAGCGAUUCCUGGAGCACACCCAGCAACAGCAUAUCCUCUACCAGCAAGAGCAACAAAUCCUCCACCAGCAAAUCCAGAGUCUGUCUUUAGGCCAUGGAGAGAACCAGCCCAGUCACCUAACCCACCAGCUUCAGAGGUUGCGUAUCCAGCCCUCCAGCCCUCCGCCAACACAUCCCAGCAACCACCUCUUCAGACAGCCCAACCAGAGCCCUCCGCCUGGCUCAGCAGGCAUAAUGCAAGGGCAUGGAGGUCCGUCACCAGUGCAGUACCAGCACGGUUCUCCAGCGCUCUAUCAGGGCCAGAGUGGCAGCCCGCCUUCCACAGGCCUGCCUCAACAAGCAGCAUCUGCUCGCCCAUUGGCACAGGGUGUACCUCAACAACAGCAGGUGACCAUUCAGGUUCAGGAAGUGGAGCUGGGAGGUGUAGCGCAGAGACAGGGCGGCUUUUUGUCCACACCAGGGCACAGAGUCCUGGGGAAGCAGCUUAGCGCAGACAACGCCGAGACGCACAGUCGCAGCCUUGGCCGCUUCACAUCGGGCUAUGACCAGGCUCAGUUCAAUCCCCACCUCUUCUCUGGCGACGCCGCCUCCCGGGGCGCCUCCGGGGCGGUCGGCUCUUAUAGCCACUACCUGCAGGGAGCUUCCCUCAACGUCCCUGGCCUGGAGGAUUACCAGAGCGGGGUGAUAGGGACCAGCAGCUACGGUACCCCCUCUACACUACAGCAGGCCCUGCUCUCCCCAACUCCUUUGGACUACCGCCCUCCCCAACAGCACGUCACUCCCACCUUGCAGGGUCUUCUGUCCCCCCGCCACUCUUUAACCGGCCACGGCGACCCCAGGCUGCCGCCCCCAGACCUGGCUGCCCUGCUGAAGAGGCAGAGCCCCCGGCCGUGCCCAGCAACCCCCACGCCACCUAGCGGUGCGCCCCAAGAGUAUGGAGAGAUGCUGCUUCUCCACCAGAUGAGCCAGGGUGAAAGCUUGGAGCCACCGACACCGCAGGGUGCCUCUGGAGGCCAACACUACCACCACCACCACCACCACCACCUCCUCCAGAUUCGACCACCAGAGGUCCAGCCACAGCAGCACCCGGCCCAGACACCUUGCCCCAGCUUAACUCACUCGGAGAGCAUGGAGGAGGAUGAGUCGCCCGCUAGCUACCACCACCCACACGAAGGCCUGCUGGCCAAGGCAGGAGAAGGUCAUGAGCUCCUGGGGCCUCCCCGAGGAGGCACCCCGCCCUACAGCUCCCCUACACACAGGCAUGGUGCCUUCCAAGGAAUGCUCCAGCAACUAGAGAAUCUGAGCAUGUGGAGUGCAGGCCCCAAGGGCAGGCCAUGGAGGUGCCUGAUCAUAAUGGUGUGGGCUAUUCGCGAGGUCCCCAGGGUGACGCCUAUAGGUCCCGUGGACAGCUACAGCGCCACCACACCAUCCAGACCUGUGACGAUGCCUAUGAUCAGGCAGAGCCCAUGUCGGGGAUGAGCCUGUUGGCCGGGAAGGCACUAAGCUCUGCUCGCAUGUCGGACAUUCUCAGCCAAACGUCACUGACAGGAAGCCAGCAGCUG
This is a messenger RNA of Perca flavescens (yellow perch), 3741 nucleotides long. RefSeq names its product SIK family kinase 3 (gene sik3). The coding region runs from base 44 to 3658 and encodes 1204 amino acids. Lineage: Eukaryota; Metazoa; Chordata; Actinopteri; Perciformes; Percidae. Gene Ontology annotation, biological process: intracellular signal transduction; protein phosphorylation; microtubule cytoskeleton organization. Gene Ontology annotation, molecular function: tau-protein kinase activity; ATP binding. The transcript is spliced from 24 exons. Gene Ontology annotation, cellular component: cytoplasm. The record is from RefSeq and is a predicted model, not a curated record.